CAGAGAGGCCCAGCGAGGAGAAGAACAUUUAUCAAGGAAGCAGCCAAGAGGCCCAUGGUAACUCCAGAAGAGCUGACAUCCACUGCUCAGUCAGGUGUGUCUUCAGGUGAAACAUUGGAGGCUUUAUGACUCAGUGACGUGUGUGGAGAGCAGAGAAGGGUUGGCUUUCAGAAACCAAGGUUGGACUUUGUUUCCUGUGUCAGUUUGAGUCCCACCUGUUAGUCCAGGAAAUGCAGGUCUGAUCUGCAGCACCGUCUACGGCAGGAACUGUGUAAGUCGAUCAAAUGUGAAUUGUGGAAAAAUCAAACUUUUGAGAUUCAACACUGUAAUGAUGACUUCCUGGAAAAUAUGGUUUGGCCUUAUGUCCGUUUGUUUACUACAAAGCAGAGUGAUGUCACAGAAGGUCCAACUGGAGCCUCUGAACUCAACGGCGCUGCGAGAUUCUGAUGUCCAGUUUACCGCCACCAUUCAGGGAGACUGGGAGGUCACAAACUGGGGAGUCGGAGGGAUUCAAGUCCUCACAAUUGUCAACUCAACAGAUAACAUAAUCCCAUCGGCGGACAGAUUUUCUGCCAGAUUCUGCUUCGAUACCAGCAGAAGUUGUGUGGAGUUUACCAUCCAUAAUGUCACCCGCGCUGAUGCUGGGGAAGUUGUGUGUAGUGUACAAGGUCAUCAACCAGCGACAGCCCAGCUUUAUGUACAAGAGAGUGGAACAGUCAGCAUCCCAGGUGGGAAUGUGACGGUGAUGCAAGGCGGGGAGGUUGAGCUAGAGUGCGUAACCACUGCUUGGUUUCCUGCUCCAACCGUCAGCUGGACCCAAAACGGUCAGGUUGUGAACAGCAGCCUCUACAACACCACCAGCACACCUGAUGGGGAUUCCUUCAACUCCACCAGUACUGUCCGGCUCACGGCCAGCAGGAGCGCAAGAGUGGAGUGUUUGGCUUCUCUCUCAACGCUCACCGCUCCACAGUCCAGCUCUGUCUACAUCCAGAUUGUUCCCAAACCUCCAGACUGGACAGUGCUGAUAGCCGUAGUCGUGUCGUUUGGAAGUUGUGGUUUGUUGGUUUUUCUCAUCCUCGGAAUCAUGAUCUGCUACAAACACAGGAAAGAAAAAAAACAAAAUUACCAAGAUGAAAUGAGGAGAGUGAGAACGCACAGCCAGCUAAGUGUCAUCGACACACCUGAACAGGUAAGGGGUCGGGUAAAUGAAUCCUACGAGCCGGAGAAUCAGAGAAACGACACAAUCAACUGGACUGAGUCCGGCUACCGGAAACACAGACAUAUGACCUUUGUGUGACGACACACAGAGGAUGGAGAGCUCUAUGGACAUUUGACAGACUUUUCGAAGGAACUUUAAAGUUUUCCAGCUGUUUUGUCCAAAGUCUGGAGAGAGGAAGUGUUAAAGAGCAAAGACUGAUAGAUAGUUUGCAACACUGAUAAAAAAAUAUUUUAAAAAAUCAUUGUUAAAAUGUUAAUAGAGAAGGAAAAUUUGCGAGGACUUCCUGAAAGCAGAGUGUCAGAAUGAGCAGAAGCUUGUAAAGAGACAGAGGACCAAUUUCAAGGUAUUUUAAGGCAUUCAAUUACGAAGUUAAAUUUCCUUCAAGUCAUAUUUGAGACGUAUAUAAUUUUUGAUUGUGCUACACGAGGCUCCUGAUGUGACUGGGAAACACAUAACACAGAAGAAAUCCUCAGUCGUAUCGUUAACAUUUCUGACAUGUUUCAUGGAUAAACUAUUCUUGUUGUUCACACAGAAUGUUUUUUGUUUUCUUCUGUAAUCAGUUCAACUGUUUCCUUGAAAUUGUUUUAUCCUCAGUGUUUUCUGUUUUUACAUGCCAGCAAAAGAUGUCAACAAAUCUCGCGUUCAUUUAGAAAAUUGUUGCAGAAAUCUCCUUCAAUAAGAAUAUUCUGUUCGAUAUUUGUCAAAGACAUGUGUUGUAGUUCAAAGAUUUAAAGGUCUUGUCAACAAGGAAACACAAUUUCUGCACUUUAUGGACAUGAUGCCAUAUCUUAUGUAGUGCUUGGAAAAACGGUAAUGAACAAAGAAAAAUUACCUGCACUCUUUGGCUUGGCGUUGUUGCCGUUUUAUUUUUCUGUAACGGUGCUUUAAUUGCCAAUUUUAUGCUCUUUUUUGUUGUAUCCCUGAAUAUCUUGAAAGAAUAAGUGUACGAAAAAAUUUUGCUUGAAAGUUGAAAAGAAUUGUUCAAUAAUAUAAAGUUUUUACUGCUUUUUAAA
Molecule: messenger RNA, 2232 nt
Organism: Poeciliopsis prolifica (blackstripe livebearer)
Lineage: Eukaryota; Metazoa; Chordata; Actinopteri; Cyprinodontiformes; Poeciliidae
Gene: igsf5a
Product: immunoglobulin superfamily, member 5a
Exons: 8
Coding region: 329-1297 (322 amino acids)
Biological process (GO): cell-cell adhesion
Source: RefSeq, a predicted model, not a curated record